This is a messenger RNA of Aspergillus sclerotioniger CBS 115572, 1710 nucleotides long. RefSeq lists its product as uncharacterized. The transcript is spliced from 2 exons. Lineage: Eukaryota; Fungi; Ascomycota; Eurotiomycetes; Eurotiales; Aspergillaceae. Bases 483 to 1352 code for a protein of 289 amino acids. The record is from RefSeq and is a predicted model, not a curated record.
ACACGGUCUGAUGUCCUGGUGGACCGUGGAGAGGAGUUAAAGUUCGGAAUGGCCCACUGGUGAGACGGCGUGGGCGAGCCACGCACAGUUACCGGGGCAGAUUCAUCAGCGGCGGCGUCAUCUUCCCCCCAAACCGCUUCUUUCUUUAGCAACACCCGCAGUGGAGUCGCGAUCGCCCAGCGAGGCUUUGCUCUUCGCAUGCCUACUGCCCUCUGUUGUUGAUCCUGGCAAUUUUGCCUUUGACUUUUCUCCUGUUUGUUGUCUUCUGCCACUUCCCAUCUUCUGCUCUCUUCUUCUUCCAGAUCCAGAUACCCCCGUACAUGAGGCCCCCCGAUUCACCUCGAGCUGCAUUCAUUCCGCAGCGGAUCGGCAUCUAAACUGUUUAUCGACGACUUUAUUUCUCGAUCUCAUACCACGCCGUUGAUCCCCACACCCGCCGCGACUGGAAUUGUCUCGAUCGCAGCACUUCCAACACCACCAUCAUGAGGUCCCGAGCAUCUGUCAAGCCGUCCCAAUACCCUCCGAUCCCGUUUCAUACCAUUCGUGCGACUGGCUUGAUCUCUACAUUCAUCGUGGGCAUUAUCCUGGCCGUAUUCAUUGUCCAACUGCAUAGCGGCAACUACAAACUCCCUUGGGCCUUUCUCAUUCUCGUCAUCGCGACCGUCUUCUCCCUCCUAAAUUUCAUCCUCACCACCCUCACCCAUUGCUGCUAUGGCCUCUCCCCCCGCCUCAACCUCACCACCAACAGCAUCGUCCUCGUCCUCUGGCUCAUCGCCCUCGGCCUUCUAAGCUGGAGCAUGUCGCACACGAUUCUAACAACCUGUAACUCCACCUACUGGGGAACCUCAACCGGCAUCAACGUCUGCCGGAUCUACAAAGCCCUAUUCACUUUCACCAUUGUCGCUGCGACCGCCCACCUCGCCGGCGCCGUUCUCGACGUCAUGGUCUACAGACGCCAAACCCGUCUCGGCGAAUACGAUCCAAUGGCCAGUAGCACCGCCCUAAAUGACUACAAGAUGCACAACCGCUACAGCAGCGCCAUGUCUGGUGGCGCUGGUCCAUACCCGUCCGAAGAACCCCUGUACAACCAGCAGCCCCAUGCCCCCGAAGAUUUGUACCAGAACGCCCCUGAGCCGAUGUACCAUCCCAGUCAGCGCAUGCCUCCCCCGCCGGCGUACGGAGCUAGCAGCUUGGAGCAGCAACAUGCUGGUGAAGCAGAGGAGUACCCUGACACUGCGCCGGCUCAGGGUCAGCGUCGGAAGCCAAGAGUGAGAUUUAGUGCUUAUGGGGCGUCUUCGGGAUACAGCCACCCCUCAGAGCAGACGAGCUACGACCCGGCGGCGUAUCGUUGAAGUGACCGCGUGAGCCAUACUUAACUACUUACUGUCUUUGCGUGUAAAACGAAUCACGCGGCCCGUUGGGGAUCGAAUCAUCUUCCCAAUGCCUGUGCUUGGAAGCCUCCUUGGCUUUCAUGAUAUUCAAAAUGAUGUGUUACGAUCUUGCAUUGUAAAUGGUAUAGUUCCUUGACUUGGAUAGGUCCAUAUGCUGGCGGGCGUAAUGCAGGGAUUUCUUGUCUUCAGCGAUGUCAUUUAAUCUUGUCUUCAUAUAGGAUAGUUUAUUGUGUGAAUCAUGAUAGAUACCGGAAAUCUACAUAUACAGGGAGUGCUUGGGGAAGUUCUGCCACUCACUCAGGUCGAAGAUCAACUUGGC